UUGUGUUCACGGGCUGUCACUCUGUCUGGGGGCGUAGUGAUUGUGACGCGACGCUCGCUCGCACGCGCGCAGGGCACACGCGAUGAUAAGAGUCUAUAAAACUUUACGAAAGUAAGAGGAACAGAUGAAGGUGGACUUUUAAAUUAGUAUAAACACAAAUAAAAGGCUCGUGUCUUUACUCACGUGUCCGUGAAAACUGCAGCUGCGUCUAACUUCAGAAAAUCUGCUUUUAUUAAUGGAGCUCCGGUUCAUCUGUCUGCUUGUGAGCGCGUGCCUGUGUCCACCCUGCGCGCGCACCUCAGUGUCAAACUGUUGUGAGGGAGAUAUUUUACUUCUACUGGACUCAUCUGGUAGGGUGAACUCUAAUGAGUUUUCCAAACUGCUGCAGUUCCUCUCGGACCUCCUGCGACCGUUUCUAUUGGGUCGUGGUCAGGUGAGGGUGGGGCUCGUGCAGGCAGGAACCAAACCAAGAUUGGAAUUUGGCCUGGACACCUACAAUACCCAGAAUGCCCUACGAGAUGCACUGGGGAGGACGCAGCAACUCCAUGGAGAGACAAACACAGAUGAAGCUUUGCGAUUGGCUCAGAGAAUACUGCGUGAUGAUGCCAAAGCAGAAGCUCCGCCCAGAAUACUUCUCUGGCUCACCGAUGGGGUUUGGUCAGGGGCAGCGGAAGGACCAAUGGCAGCGCUGCGACGGCAGGGCGUGUCCGUAUUGGCUGUUUCAACUGGACCGGGAAAUUAUCAAACGCUUCUAAAUGUGGUGACUCCGCCCACUGAAACCCAUCUGUACUUUGUAGAUGUUGAUGACAUCAGCAUCAUUACUGCAGACCUGAGGGAGGCCAUCAUAGAGCUGAUUCGUGCGGAGCGCCUGCAGGUGCGUGAUGUUCAUUCCCACAGCGCUGUGCUACAUUGGCGGACGACUCUCAGUGAAGGUCUGAGGAGCUAUGAGCUUCUCUACGGGCCCGACAUCUCUAAUGGCACCAGUAACAAACUCACCGUACCCAGGGACUUCAGCUGGACCGAACUCAACAACCUGCAGCCCGACACGAGCUACACCGCCCGGCUAAUUCCUGAAACCAAUGCUCCCAACAUCAAAACCCUCAGUGUGACCUUCAGAACUCUGCCUGAGCAUUUCGGUCCUGUCACAGUGAUGGUGUCAGAUUUGGGUCCAGACCGCUUGCGUGUGAGGUGGGAUCCGGUCCAACGCCAUCAGGUCCAGCAAUAUCGUGUGGAAUAUGGGUCGAUACCCAGCGGGUCGAUUCGUACUUUGACUCUGCCCUCGUAUCAAAACUCUGCCCUCCUUAAACGUCUCCAGCAGCACACUGAAUAUCUCAUCACCGUCACUGCACUGCACUCGUCAGGCCAGCAGAGGGCGAUGUCCAUCAAAGCCUGCACACAGGAAGUCGUCCCUGCGCUCCUUGACCUUCAGCUGAGUCCAGUGGGGCGGGGUUCAGUGCAGGUUGAUUGGCGGGGAGGUGGAGAGGAGGGGCUGAUGGGAUAUUGGGUGAGUUGGAAGAAUGAAGAUCGGCCUUCAUCGUCUUCGUCUUUCUCGCGGUUUCUGCCUCCGCGUUCACUUUCCACCCAGCUGACAGAUCUGUGUAACAGCAGUCGGGUCUGUGUAUCACCCGUGUAUCGGAGCGUCAGGGGCGAGGGCCUGUGCUGUACCGCACACACUUAAACUUAACUUAACUUAACUUAACUAUAACACAUAUAUAUAUACUGCUAUUACUUCAUAAAACAAUAUUUUCUUUACUAAACCGAAUCUGUCCAAAUGGCAUCCAACACCUGAUUAUAACAUCUGACUGAAUUAAGAUCAUCAUGUCACACAAAUACAGCUCAUUAAUACAAGCAGAGAUCUGUUUAACUGUUACUGGACUCAUCUGAUCUAAACUAAAUAUUAACUAUUAAAUUAAUAUGAACUGAAUCAAACUGGUUUGGGUUAAUUUAAACUAACCUUCAUUAUAGCACACACACAUACACAAGUGUAUGAACAGCGGUAUUGAGUUGUGUGAUGUGUGUGUGUGUUUGUUUGUUUGUGUGUCUGCUGACACCUGGUGGCCAUCAGACAACAACAACAUUAACCAGAAGAGAUGUAUGAGAAAAAUAAAUGUGUUUCUAAUGUGACAUAAACAACUAUGAAUUAAAUAUUCUUGUUUUUAGGAGAAAUUAAGAGGGUUUUGUAAUGUUACCCAGAGAAUAAACACAGCGUCCGCUCACAAUUCUUUGCAAUUUUUACUCUAAUUUACAUUGUUCUUACUAUAUUGCUCAAAUAAAUGUUUGUAAUUAUAAAGUAGUACAUUUUUAUGAAUUAAUAAUGUUUUUAAUAAGAUCGUUAUGAUGGUAACAGGGUUAAUACAAAACCUAAGAAAUCAUAUACAGAUCAAUAAUAAUAUACAGGAAAUAUAAAGAGAAAAUAAAGCAUAAGAAGAUAAUCAAAAUGUGUAAUAUUUUAUAUUAAUUUGAUGUAUUUUUGUGUGUCGCUUUGAAUUAAGUCGUUUGCUAAAUGCCUAUAUGUAAUGUAUAUACUGUAUGUUUUACAAUAAUAUCACACCUGCAUCUUUAUAAGAAGAUCUAUA
Messenger RNA from Paramisgurnus dabryanus, 2576 nucleotides. Its product is annotated as von Willebrand factor A domain-containing protein 1-like. Gene Ontology annotation, molecular function: protein binding. The record is from RefSeq and is a predicted model, not a curated record. Lineage: Eukaryota; Metazoa; Chordata; Actinopteri; Cypriniformes; Cobitidae.